Molecule: messenger RNA, 453 nt
Organism: Trichoderma aggressivum f. europaeum
Lineage: Eukaryota; Fungi; Ascomycota; Sordariomycetes; Hypocreales; Hypocreaceae
Exons: 3
Coding region: 1-453 (150 amino acids)
Biological process (GO): ribosomal small subunit assembly; translation
Cellular component (GO): ribosome; cytosolic small ribosomal subunit
Molecular function (GO): structural constituent of ribosome; RNA binding
Source: RefSeq, a predicted model, not a curated record
AUGGCCGGCGGAAUCACCGUUCGCGAUGUCGAUGCGCAAAAGUUCAUCACUGCCUAUGCUGCUUUCUUGAAGCGCCAGGGCAAGCUGCCCAUCCCUGGUUGGGUUGAUACCGUCAAGACUGGUCCCGCCAAGGAGCUGCCUCCCCAGGACAUUGACUGGUUCUACGUCCGUGCCGCCUCCGUCGCCCGCCACGUCUACCUCCGCAAGACCGUCGGUGUUGGCCGUCUCCGCAAGGUCCACGGCACUGCCAAGAACCGUGGCAACCGCCCCAGCCACCACGUCGAUGCCUCCGGCUCCGUCGACCGCAAGGUCCUCCAGGCCCUCGAGAAGAUUGGCGUCGUUGAGCAGGACGAGGACAAGGGUGGCCGCCGCAUCACCCAGUCCGGCCAGCGUGAUUUGGACCGAAUUGCCCAGACCACCGCUGAGGCCGAGGAGGAGGAGGAUGAGGAGUAA